Messenger RNA from Nothobranchius furzeri (turquoise killifish), 800 nucleotides. RefSeq names its product C-C motif chemokine 4. NCBI's taxonomy places the organism in Eukaryota, Metazoa, Chordata, Actinopteri, Cyprinodontiformes, Nothobranchiidae. Gene Ontology annotation, biological process: immune response. The record is from RefSeq and is a predicted model, not a curated record. Gene Ontology annotation, cellular component: extracellular region. Gene Ontology annotation, molecular function: chemokine activity.
GUUUACCAGAGGGAGGGCUGGCCUGUGCUGCUGCUGAGGUGAGAAGAAAAGAAAACUGAAAGUUCCUGGUCACUACUUUAAAAAGCUGCAGCUCCACGACGGUCCGUUCACUCCUCAGUCAGACAAACUUGAGUUCAGACAGCAGCUGGACCAGACAUGGCUUUGUGGAGCGAGCCCAAGAUCUUCCUCUGCAGCUUCAUCUUCAUCACCUUCUGUUGCUCAUUGUCAGUCUCACAGAUGCCCAUCGACUGCUGCUUGUCGACCAAAAACAAAAGGAUCGAUAAAAAGUUGGUGGCAGAUUACCGAGAACAGGCCAAAGGCUGCAGUCUUCCAGCCAUGAUUCUUGUGACCAGACGAGGGAGGGAACUCUGCACCCCCCCCAACGAACCGUGGCUGCAAGAAGUCAUGAAACAUGUGGAUCGCCUGAAGAAGCUGUGCAAGAAGAAGAACUACCAGCACACGCGCUGCUUCGGAGUGAAGCCCGAGUGAAAAACCAGAGAAGAUGUGGCUGAAACCUCCGGACCCCAAAAGACAAGUUUCCCUCUCCAGUCUUUGUCUUUUCCAUAAAACAUCGUUUGGUUUGGAUUUUUCUGUUACAAAUUUGUUUCACUUCUGUACUGAAAUGUGUCAAAGAAAAUCACGUCGUGAUUUGCAGCAACACGAAAUAACUUAUUACUGUGAACGAAACCAUGAGACCUUAUGAACUUUUGAUCAUAAAUCCUGUUUGUUCCUCUUUUAUGUGUCGCUCUUUGCUGAUGAGGCUCUUGAAUAGAAAUGAUGAAUAAAUCAAUGAAAACAUC